Teleopsis dalmanni is the source of this 2245-nucleotide messenger RNA. It is a transcript of the gene tey, whose product is annotated as protein Teyrha-meyrha. NCBI's taxonomy places the organism in Eukaryota, Metazoa, Arthropoda, Insecta, Diptera, Diopsidae. Bases 30 to 2102 code for a protein of 690 amino acids. The transcript is spliced from 8 exons. Gene Ontology annotation, biological process: protein ubiquitination. The record is from RefSeq and is a predicted model, not a curated record. Gene Ontology annotation, molecular function: ubiquitin protein ligase activity.
AGUUACCGGACGCCAAAGAUCUACACAAUAUGUCACUGGUUGGCAGUUACGGAACACAUCUGCUGCAUAGUUUUCACCCGCACUUGCUACAAACACUCAAUCAUGGAAUGCUCGCCAAUGGCGGACCAGCGAGUUAUUUCGCCAACGAACGUGGUCUCGGAAAACCGUCGGUGCUAUCAAAUUUUCAACUACCUUCAGCAUUUUCUCCGCCCAAAUAUAUAGGCAUAUCAUUAGAUCAGAAUCUUUUCAAUGGAAAUGAAUCUUUUCGUACUGAUUCAGCGAGUCCCACUUGCACUUCACAUGAAUCGAUGGAAGGAUCAAACGAUUAUGAUGGUGAAAAGGGUGAAAGUCCGCGCAGCAAUAAUUCAGAUCCAAGGGAUUUAAGGCAUGUCCACAACAAAGCAACGGCUUCAUCCGCAAUAACGUCAUCAGUGGCAGCAGCAGCCGCUGCUUUAGCAGUUGCCUCAACGACAUCCACUUCGGUAACUGCCUCACAUUUAACGCAUGCCCAUCACCAUCCCCACCAUCAUCAUCUCUCAAAUGGCGGUUUACUAGCUGCAAGCAUGAAUAGCCUCAGCAAUUGUGCUGGCUUACGUGGUGUUGGUAGCGGUCUGACCGCAGUUGGUAUCUCUGGUAAUGGUGCAGGUGUUGGUUUAAGUGGUGCUACACAUAUUCCUGAUAUUUGUCCUGUCUGUGGUAUAAAGCUCACAGCCGAAGAUUGGAAUUCACACUUCCUAACUGAACUUGACCGACUGUACAAAUUGAGCUCUGGUAUGGAACGUACGAAUUUACAAGCUACUUACAUGUUCGCACCUCCUUGUCCGGCGCAAGAAAAUGCCAUUAGAACAAGCCAUAAUCGUUGGGAGACAUUCCAACGAAUUCGAAAUAACCGACAAAAUCGUUUACGUAUUAAAGUUCGUAAACGAAAGUUUGGCAAUGAACUUUAUUUCAUGGAAAAUCUAUUCUGCAACUCCUGUCCAAUUUGUAAACGGAAAUAUGCAAUGGAAACGGGAAAGAUGCCGCCUGAGGAAGAGAUUGAAACGGUUGAUGUUGAAAGUUGUAACGAUGAUGUGCCUGAUUCAGGUUCCGAAAUACAAGCAGCUCAUACACAAAUACCAGCAAGUGGGAGUAGUCACGGGCACAGCAUACAUCAUGGUAGUAGCAGUAGCUCGAGCAGUAGUAGUAGUACUGGUAGUGUCAGUGUAAGCAGUAAUAUGCAUAAUAGUAACAAUCAACCCGGAAAAUUAGAUGGAAUACUCUAUAGAACAGCCUGUGUGAUAAAUAAAGAUAUCAGUAGUGAAGACGAUAUAACCACAAAUGUGGCAGCGUCGAGUAGUAGCAGCAGUAGUAUGGGUGGUAAUAGUAGUAGUAGUGUAAAUGGAAUGAAUGGUAAUAAUUGGAAUGAGCCACAUAUACCACAUGGACAUAUCAGUGUUAAAAAUGUAAGUGAAUUAUCAUCAACAACACAUCAUUUUUACAAUGCUGACUCUUGUGGUGAUGAACGCGCCAGCAAUUGUAACACAAAGGAUGUCAUUAUGGAGAAUUGUAAUAAUGACAGUGAUGAGGACGUCAUUGUGGAUGAUGACGACUCAAUUAAAAUGACGAAUUUAUCCAAAAAACGAAAAUAUGAGGAAACCCUAGUUAGUAGUAGAACUUCAGAAAAUCGUUCACCAAUUGAGGAACGACCACGCUCAGAACCACAAGUGACUAGUAGCGAACAAAGUAUGGAGAUUACAAAUAAUAAUACGAAGUACACAACAUUCGAGGAGUUGCGAGCUAAACAACAACAACAAAUGGAAGCUGACAACGGUCAUAGUAACGUUUUGAUGCCGGGAAUAACGCAAUUGGACACAAAGGUGGGGAUAAGUUCGGAAAAUAAACCGGACGAAGAAAACAAAUGUUUCAUUUGUAAGACAGGUAUAAAGGACUUUAAUUCCGAUGCCUUCUUUCGGGGACGAAAUUUAUAUUUUCACCAAAGUUGUGCCAAUGUUAUGAGUACCUACCGUUUGAGUAAGGACUUGCAACAACAACAAAGUCUGCUUCAGCAACAACAACAGGAAUCACGAAAAUCACCUUCGAAUGUAACGAGUGCAAACAAUUAAGGACAUUCAACAAUAUCUCCAGUAAAAUCUGUUAAAAGCCAAAUUUAAAGCUUAAAGAAAUGAACUUCUUUUUAUUGACAACUUUUAGUAGACUUUUCUGGACCCUGUGAAGUAUUAAGAAUUUAUUAACUUCUACAACAUAA